AUGGACGGAGGCAACAACGACAAGACCCAUUUGACGUUCCAAAAUGUCGGCCUCGCCUUUUCCUUCAUCGUCUUUGACGCUCUUGUCUCGCACUUGCUCCGGCUCGGUGUCGGUACAUCACUCGUGACGGCGGCGACGAGAUGCAUUAUCCAGCUGAGCGUGAUGGCGCUCGUGCUGGCACAGAUAUUCGAGACUGGCAAUCCAUGGGGGAUAGCCGGGAUUGCAGGCUUGUUGAAUCUUAUGGGGACGCUGGAGACCGUUAUCAACAAGGCGAAGAUGCGCUUUCAGUAUAUGUUUCCUUCAGUUCUUCUUGCCAUGGUUGGCUCUACGAUUCCCGUAUCAAUCAUCGGCACUCGAUUUGCUAUGGCAAUCCGACCAUUCUGGAUCGCGGACCAAUACAUACCUAUUGUGGGCAUGCUCUGCGGGAGCACCAUCUCUGGAAUGGUCAUCGCCGUGAACUAUGUCCUGAAGGAGCUCCAUGAGAAUAGAGACAAAGUCGAAGUGUAUCUCGCCUUCGGCGCGACGCGCUUCGAGGCAUGCAAGCCAAUCGCAACCGACGCACUUCGUCUCGCACUGACGCCUAACGUCAACCAAAUGAGUGUACUGGGAAUCAUCUCCAUCCCAGGCAUGAUGACCGGCGCGAUCCUCGGCGGGUCCUCCGUGCAGCAGGCCGCGCGCCUGCAGAUGGUUAUCAUGUUCAUGAUCUCGUCAUGCACAGCACUCUCGAGCAUGUUCAUCACCGUGUGCGCGCUCGGCGUGGUGGUGGAUGGUGAACACCGCAUAAGGGGCGAUCGGAUCGACACGAGGCCGCAUGCGGUCUAUCGUGCGCGGGGGAGGCUGGUGGAGGGCGCGAAGAGUGGUGUGAAUGGUGUUGUCGGGAGGGUGAAGGGGCUAGUUGGCGGGAAGGGGGGAGAGGAAAGAGAGGAGGGGGAGAGGGAGCGGUUGUUGGGGUGAUGAUACAGUCCGAAGGUAUUUGUGUGUAUUGAAACGUGUUGUCUUAGAAAGUACACAAAAUAGACGG
Molecule: messenger RNA, 1021 nt
Organism: Gloeophyllum trabeum ATCC 11539
Lineage: Eukaryota; Fungi; Basidiomycota; Agaricomycetes; Gloeophyllales; Gloeophyllaceae
Product: UPF0014-domain-containing protein
Exons: 7
Coding region: 1-954 (317 amino acids)
Source: RefSeq, a predicted model, not a curated record